AUGGAUGGCUCUUCCCGUGGAAACCCUGGUCAUGCUGGAAUUGGUGGUGUGGGUCGAGAUAGUUCUACAGUUGUUCAGUUUAUCCUUUCUGUUUAUAUGGGUCUUCAUACUAAUAAUUUAAUGGAGGCUCAGGCCAUUUUAUUAGCUCUGGAGUAUGCCAGUAAAUUGGGAUGGCGCAGGAUUAUAUGUGAGUUUGACUCUCAGGUGGUGGUCAACUUGUUGAAUAGGCGGCAUUUAGAUGAGGUUAGUUGGCAUUUGGCUUUGAUUGUUGAUCAGAUUCUCAACCUCUGUGCUUCUCUGGAGUCUGAUUCUUUUACCCAUAUUCCUAGAGACUGGAAUGAGGUUGCUGAUUGUUUGGCCAAGUGGGCCUCUGAUCAUAUUCAUGAUUCGUUGUGGAUUGGGGUCGGUUACCCCCUGAUUUGUCUCAGCAUUUGCUUCACUUAG
Cryptomeria japonica (Japanese cedar) is the source of this 444-nucleotide messenger RNA. RefSeq lists its product as uncharacterized. The transcript has a single exon. Lineage: Eukaryota; Viridiplantae; Streptophyta; Pinopsida; Cupressales; Cupressaceae. Gene Ontology annotation, molecular function: nucleic acid binding; RNA-DNA hybrid ribonuclease activity. The record is from RefSeq and is a predicted model, not a curated record. Bases 1 to 444 code for a protein of 147 amino acids.